Molecule: messenger RNA, 5991 nt
Organism: Chara braunii
Lineage: Eukaryota; Viridiplantae; Streptophyta; Charophyceae; Charales; Characeae
Source: the annotation of a GenBank genome assembly
CUUAGGCCACAGAAGUCGGUGAAAUUAACAGCUGCUGCCUUCUGCCAUGUCGUAAAUUGGAAGCGAUAACGAGGAGCUGUUUUGAUGUUCAGCCGAGUGUCAUCACCGAUCUGUGGCUGCGUGGAGAAGGCUGGAAGACAGCGGAGGUUGCAGUACCGUUCUGGAGCGGAAAGGAGGCUGCCUCGAGAAGGUGUUCCCGGUUCGGAGGAGGGUGGUGCAGAAGAGGAGAUACGGCCGGCGGCGGGUUCGACUUCGUCGACGGACUGCCUCGAGCGCUGCGUCGUCUGUGAUCGGACGAGGGCGAGGACGUUGCGGGCAGGGGUCAAGUGAUGCCAUCUGGAUGUUUCGAGGGCUGAUUAAGUUACACAGGGUCUUACCUAAUUUAGGAGCACGUUUGCUGCGCAACUGGGGGAAGAUAACGAGGAAGUUCUCGUUGAAGAAGCCGGGGGGGGGUGUCAUGGGGUCAGGGAGGUUGAGGAAAAGACCCGUCGGGUCGCGGGAUGCCGGCGCAAACGGAGGCAGCAGCAACCGACCAGCUGUGACUGGUCCUGCUUCUGGGGCAUCCACGUCAAAUUAUCGGCCUCCCAAUCAAGGUGGUGAUCCCUCCCCCGCUGGGUUCUCUCAGCUGCGUGCCCUGGGGGCUGCAGUAAUGGCAAGGACGAUGCCCAAUGGUCGUUCUGGUGGAUCGUCUCAAGAUCCAAGCACUCGGCAAGCGGAGCCGGGGAAGAAUGGCAGCAGCAAAUUGAAGGGCAAACGAAGAUCGGGUUCCCAUGUGCCUAAUAGCAACGGAGGCUCGAAUGGUGCUGCUGAGGUGGGUUCAGGCACCGGUUCGGCAAAUGGUUCGGCUGAGGGUAGGGAGGACACCAACGGCAGGCCGCCUAGAAGGGAUCAGGAUGGCAAAUCUGGACGGUCCACACGACGUGGCAAAGGGAGCUCGAGUGGUAGGUGGUCUACAAUGGUCUCGGGAACAGGCCGUACGAGUAGCGGUACAGAUCAGUCUCAUGUUCAAGGUCAGGGUCAGGACAGUAAGGGUGGUCAGACACCGGGGCAAGCAGCAUUAGCUCCCAGUUGCCGUGUAUGCUCAGGGCAACUGCAGGACGCUUCUCCAGAUGGAGGUGGAGAGCCCGACCACAUCAGGCUUUACAAGCGAGCGAAAACUCAUUUCAACAGUGGGCAGUUAUGGGAUGCCAUUGCAGAUGCGAAGAAGAGUUUCCAGUCUGUCAAGACUGUCAAAGCGCUCUUGCUGCAUGGACGGGCACUAACAAAGGUUGGGAAACAUACGGAGGCUUUGGAGAGCUUGGAGGAGGCAGAGAAGUUGAGUGCAGCGGAACCAGGGGCUCAAGAUGGUAACCAUGGAAUGGCGUUGGUAGCAACUUUGAGAAUGGUAAGGGAAAAGAAAGAGAUGAUGGAGCUAAAGGUGCGCCAAACGGGGUCCACUAUGGGAGUCCAAAGGCGUCUAGCAGAAAUUCUUGCUGCCCUGCAACUGGCUGGAGAAGCGCGACAGGAUGUGCAGAGGGAGGGAGAAUUGGGAUGGACAGUGGCUAUUGCAAAGCUGGAAGUUGCAGACGACAUACUUGGAACGACACCUAUGGAUGUGUGUAACAUUGAACAAGCAUACAUUCGAACAGAGAUUGCGGAGCUGCAGGCCUGGCAGGGCAACAACGAUCUGGCAUUGGAGAGCAUUCGCGAGGGCCUGCAGUUGUUUGCAAAAGGAAAACGAUUCGUGAAGGAUCGUCCGUCAGACCUUGUGCGUUUCGCAAGGAUACCAUAUGUUGCUGCAGCUGUUAUGCAGAGACAGGGAAAGGACCCUGAGGGGGCACUACUGUCUGCCCAAACGGCGAAGGGAAUGCUUGAGAGAGUGAGGGAAGAAAAGAGGGACCGAGAAUGGCACCGCGCACUUGCCAAUGUGUUGGAGCAGAUGGGCCUACUGUAUAUGCAGCUUCGGCAGAUGGAUACUGCCGAACAGAUCCUGGAGAGGGCUGUUGGACUUGUGCGAGAUAAUGAAGGAUCACAAGGGACUGUACAUUUAGUACAGUUGCUCCGGUCGUUGGCCAAAGUUAAGGCUGAGAUUGGACGCCCUGAGGAGGGUCUUGCUUUGUCAAAUGAUGCAGCAAGGUUGGCGAAACACAUACUUGGAUCCGAUAAUCAAUAUUAUGGUCGGGCAUUGUCCUCGAAGGCAAUUAUGCUUGCAAAGCUGGGGAAGUUGAAACAAGCGAUGACAGCUGGCAAAGAAUCACUGAAGGUGCUCCUAAGAACAGUUGGUGAGGAGGACCAGGAUGCGCAAGAGAUCAAGCGGUAUAUUGGUAACCACUUUGAGCCCUUCAUUUCAGAGGCUAAGGAACGGGGCCGAUCGGUGACAACAGGUUCUGUUGACAGCUCGCUGGAUGGGAGCCCGGGGAUCUUGACGAGUAGCGAAGAUGGCGUGGGUGGAGGCAUGGUCAAGUGUUCAAGGUCAUCUUGCCAGGUAAUGAAGGGAAAGAAUGAGGUGAAGCUGUACUGCGGAAGCUGCCGAAUGGCUAUGUACUGUGGGAAAGAGUGUCAGAAAUUGGACUGGAAGGAACAUAAAGUUUAUUGCCAGCGUGGCUCUGCGGAGGUUCAUACGGUUGUGAAUGAUCGGCUGAGGGCCAUGGUUGUUGCUUUUGUAAGCUGGCCAGAUCAUCGAGGCAAAGAUCGGUGGCUUGAACAGGGAAGAGUUGUUAUGUCAGAAGCAAGGGGGUUGAUGAUGGAAAUGGGUGCACAAAUGGGGGAAGUGAAGGAAGAUUCUGGGUCUGGGGGAUUGGAGAGUGUGGGUCGGCUCCAUUGCUGUGAGGCCUCUGCCAGUGUUGGCAAUGCUAGUAACGCGGGAAAUUCAAAGCGAGGGGAUCAACAUCCGUCUGUGAGGAUAACGGCCGAGAUCGCUGGCUGGGCAUUGGCGGUGGAGUUUGAUUCGCGGGCGUUUGACUUGGGCACUGUGAUGAAUCGACUUGCCGCACGGUUAAAACAGCGCACAACUGGGAGGGCAGUGAUGGCAUCCCUGCAGCAUGGAUGCGUGAGGAGAUUGUUCGAAAACCGGGGAUUGGAGAUGGAAGUGAAGACUGGGUACUUAACUCAGCCGUCAGGUGGAGCAUUGGCUGCAGGCUUGCAAGCAUCGCCCCUGGUAUCCUAUUCCUCCCAGCAGCUUUUUGACCUAUUUGGCAAUGCGGCAACACAGUUUGAGGUCUUCGAAAGGGCAGUGCCAUCCGCAAAAGGCACAGCUGCAGCUAAUUCGGGUGGCCGGAAGACGAUUGCAAGGUGCGUGGUGAAAUACUGGGUAAGGAAACACAGUGACUGCACAGCUGGACCGUCGAUCUACUGGAUCUGGGUGAGUCCAGACUUCCGGCAGAAGGGUAUAGGGUCGUGGCUACACCGUGAGGUGGAGCGAUGGGUGGUGGGAACGUGGAACCGGGAAGCAAUGCUCCAGCUUAAGGUUUCAGGAGUGGUAGGCACCGAGGCGAGAGGCUUCUUUGAAAAGAUUGGUUACGAGCUUUGCGGAGAUGGGGACUCUAAAGAGGUGGGUAUCAAGACCUUGUUUGGAUGGGUGGUGUUGGGGUUAGAGAAUGCUGGUGAUGGGGUUGGCAAGGGUGGAUUCGAUGCUUUGCAUCCAAAUGCUGAGUGCGAUGAGGACAGUCUACCUCAGGAGCUGGAGGAAAAGAAGAUGCUGGCAUUGGUACAAUCAUUUUGCAUACAAAACUUACCUGUUGUAUUCCCUUCAGGUUACCGGAAACUGCAUUACGAGAGAGUGGCAGAGAAGGCGAUGGAGGAGGGGCGGUGGUUGCUGGAAAAGGUGGACGGAGUUGAAAGCAGAGAGGGUGUGGGAAAAGCAUGGCGGGAACGGCAAGCAAUCCGUAAGCUGGUAGAGCUUCAACUGAGAGACAUGACAAGACGUGAUGCCGAAGUGGCUAUGGAUGUCCUUGAAGCUGCUAUUAAAGAGGACAUGGCACCUGUUAAUCGGAUGAACUUGCGAUAUCUGAGCAGCCUUGCAGGACUAGUGCGCUACGUGCUCCAUCCAGAAGAUGGCCGUGCACGGAUUCGAGCUCGAGGUCGGUGGUAAGAGGGGCCGGGGUUGGGGGGGGGGGGAGGAUUCUGAAGCAUAGCAAAUCAACCUGGUUGCUGACGUUGCCGUCGUGACAGCCGACAUGCUGCAUGACAAAUAAACCCAGUUGCUGACAUUGCUUUCAUCGCUGCCAACAUGCUUUUUCAUGGCAUGCUGUUAUGUAGGAAGAUGCCAGGACACAUUUCUGGACACUGACAGUUGCCCUUGCAAAUAUAAGAAUCCCGAACAGAAGGGUGAUGUCAUGUGUGGGGGUAGGCCGCUCAGUCACCCAGCCCCUCAUGUAGCUGAACAUGGGAACAGAACACAGAGGUGAGCUAUUUACAAUUUUUUUUCUGUCUUUCCUUUCGUUGCAAGUUUAUGUCACAUCCCUCCCUUCGGUGGGAGAUAUGGCCUCACGAAACACAAAAUUCUUGCUUGGGCAUUGUUUUGCCAUGGGUGUUAUACCUUUUCUUCCUGUACCAUAUGAUCGAUCGCACCGGGUUGCACAAUCAACAGGACUUUGCUGUACCCUUUACAUUGUGCUAGGGUUUGGAUGUGUGCGGUGAGCCAGCCAUUCAAGCUCCCAAGAAGAGUUCACAUCUGGUGAUCUCUUGAGCGGCUGCCAAUCUGCAUGUUGUUGCGGCUUUUGGUAGUUGAUUUUCCUUGCAGACUGCAUCGUCUGUCCAGUAGAGCACACACUGAGGAGAGUGGUAUGUGAGCAUAGUUGCCAUUAGUUGGUCGAUUCGGGUUAGCUAGCAGGUAAGAGCUGAGGCAUGCCCUGGCAUGGGCUUUAGGGGAACCUGGCUAUCUUGGGGUUGGCCACUAGGAUGCAGAUGUCUUUGCAUCUUCGCUUUGGUUUGUUUUUUUGGCUGAUUCACAUAGAGGAUUGUCAGUAGAUAUCGUUUGUUUGCAGUUCUGUUGGCCGUUUAUUCUCAUAUAUAUUUUACUGAGUCUUUUCGAUGGUAAAUAUAUAUAUUGUUUCGUAUAUAUAUAUAUAUAUAUCGUCAGUCGGGUUUGAAUGCCAGCCAGGUCAGGUUGCUGUUCACAGCUAAAGCUUGGUGUUGAUCCUCAUGUAUGUACUCCUGCCGUUCCAGUCAGUGGCAGUUCCGUACCUUGUUGUCCGUGUUCUUGCCAUACUUCCUAGUGGCUGAUCAUUGAAGCUACAGGCUGGCAAGAGAUGCGUGGUUGAUUGUAGAUAUUUGCAUUCAGAAAUGGCAGAGACUCUUCGGCAUUCCGGGCAAAAGCAAAGAAACCGACUGGGGGGAAGGGAGGAGAAGGGGGGGAGUGAGAUUGUGAGGACUGGUGGUAGCUCAUCGUUCCUUUCAUGUAAAUACUGGUAAUUGAGUUGAGCUUUCUGACUUUUGGGUUUGACCUUUAAGCUGUCAAGUUGGGACUUCAGAGCUUGUGCUUUUCAAAUGUUCGAUUUUUUUGCUAAGUUCAUAGCCUGGGAAUUCUACUUCUGGCCUCGUUGAAGCUUUUGGACUUUUUCUAGUCUGCACUUUUUGAGCUUUGAACCAGGCCUUGGAAAUCUACCAAGCUACCAGACUAAUGUUGGCUUUGUGGCAGAGCCUACCAGUGUGAACUCAAAAGGACGGGGCAAGUAGAGCUGAUCACCGUCGUACGAGUAUGCUGUGUCAGGACUGGGGAUCGCUGUUUAAACGGUGGUAUCCGGCGUGGUUUAGACAUCAUUCACGGGCGCCAGCAAUUGUGGCAUAUGCAGGUAUGGAUACCGCACAGACAGAUGUUCACUGCAUCCUUUCUUUUUAUCGUGUUCACCGGAUCCUAAGCGGUCCAUCCGUACAACUCUUUGGCCUGUGACAGUGUUCUCAGGUGUCCAUGUGAAUAUCAGUCUGGGUUCGUUUCAUCUUCAACUUUCAAAGUAAGAUCUCAUGCAGUGGAACAGAUCAAAUUGGUGGAUUGACGAGGUGCCUGUUGGAUGA